AUAUGAGAGCUGCCGAAAACGGGCCACCUCGCUCGGCAGGAGUUCAAGAGACGGCUCGAGAAGGACUCCGAUGCUCGGGAAGCUUUCGAACGCCAAGUCCUCGAAGAGAAUGUUCGCCGUGAAGCUCUCCAUCAAUCUCGUGUGGCCCCUGAUUCUCCCUCUGAGCUGAUUGAGUACUUUCUUGAUACCGAAGCACAAGAUAUCAAGUUCGAGAUCACAAGAUUGAGGCCAAGAUGUCAGCAGAUGUGGCUAGAGCUCACGGUGGAGACGCUGGCGGUGAUCCUCCACCGGAUCCUACUAGGAUCCCGACUACAUGCGACUCAGGAAUCCCAAUUAAGAGAAAGGGUCGUGGCGCAGCUAUUGGAAAAGAUCUAGAGGAGAGGCGGCGUAAAAAUGGAAAACCACUGGAAGUAACGUUUUGCCCACGAACGUACAAGGUUGUUGGGAGCGAGCACGCUGCUUUUGUCCGCCUUGUGGGAACCCAAAUUAAAACGAAAGUUCCCGGACAUUACGGUUCAUGGGAAUUAGUGCCUCAACAAUACAAGGAUCAGAUCCUUGCCAUAAUUCAGUACUAUUAUCAAAUAGCGGGCCGCGAGGAUUUCUUAAAGUGUUUAAAUGGUAUCGAUCGAGAGAUGAAAGACCGAUACCGCAAUAGGAAAACACUAAGACACGAACACUUUGAGAAAUACUACAAUGGACCGGAGGAUUGGGAUAAGGUUCUAAACAACCCAACCAAUGAUGUUAACAAGGAGGAGUGGAAGCAGAUUUGUCAGUUAUUUACAAGUCCACAAUUUAUUGCGCGCUCCAUAAAGAAUAAGGAAAAUCGGAAGAAACAAAAGUAUUCUACAACACAGGGUACAAAAUCGCUGGCAGCCGUCCGUUUUGAAAAAACGAACCCGGACCUCAUUGAGUCAUGGAAGGAUUAUCAUUGGAAGAAAUCAAAAAAUGAUUUCGUGAACGAUGAUGCUCGCCAAGAUUAUGAAAAAUUGAAGGCUGAUUUUGAGUUACGAACUCAGCAAACAUCCACUGAUGCUUCUAAUAAUGAUAGUCCGUCAUCAGUUGAUCAGGAGGAGGUGCUACAAAAAGUAUUAGGCCAAAGGCGUGGACAUGAGCGAGGAGUGGGCCGCAAAUUGAAGGGGUCGGGGUCGAGGUCGGGGUCGAGGUCAUCAUCUACCCAACACUCUCACUUCAGCGAGUCUCAAGUUCCUCCUCAUCAUUCAAGAGAAUAUAUAGAAAAUCUGGAGAAUAAUUUACAGAAAUUGACUGAUCAAGUUAAUUUCUUAACUCAAUAUUUUGUACCUUCAUUUCGUCCACCAAACGUUCAGAUGCCGCAUGUGCCUGAUAGUGACAAUACUUCUAGGGCUUCGUCUUCUCAACCUCCAGCUCCAACUCAUCCUUCUAUGUACGGGACAGCGUCGUCUUAUCAUAUGGUACCUCCAUAUAUGUACGGAGCAACACCUUAUCCGUGUCCGAUGCCACCGCCCUCCCAGCCAUCGUAUCCCUACAUGUAUGGAGCUGGAUCGUCCACAUUACCUCCCCAAUAUCCUUGGCCGAUGCCGCCACCGCAGCAAUCACAACCACAGCCACCGCAACAACCACAACAAGAAGACAAUAGGGAGGAGGACGAGGCAACUGACUUAGGAGACUAAGUUUAUAUUUUUAUUAAUUAUUGUUAAAUUUUAUGAAUAAUAUGAAUAUUUGUUAUGUUAAUGUAUUAUGAAUAUUUACAAUUGUUAUUUUAAUAUACUAAUUUGAAUAUUUAAUAUAAUAUUUUUAUUUUUAAUAUAUUU
Messenger RNA from Humulus lupulus (European hop), 1790 nucleotides. RefSeq lists its product as uncharacterized. The coding region runs from base 234 to 1649 and encodes 471 amino acids. The record is from RefSeq and is a predicted model, not a curated record. Lineage: Eukaryota; Viridiplantae; Streptophyta; Magnoliopsida; Rosales; Cannabaceae. The transcript has 7 exons.